This is a messenger RNA of Pantherophis guttatus, 1844 nucleotides long. Its product is annotated as membrane progestin receptor epsilon-like. Lineage: Eukaryota; Metazoa; Chordata; Lepidosauria; Squamata; Colubridae. The record is from RefSeq and is a predicted model, not a curated record. Gene Ontology annotation, cellular component: membrane. Gene Ontology annotation, molecular function: signaling receptor activity.
UCGGCUUCGGCGCAGAGCUCAAGCGGCCGCCCCUGCCGCCAAAUCGGCCGCGACCACCAGCCGGCUGCCCGGGCCCUCCCCGCGGUCGGAUGGGCUCGGCGGAGCGCCCGUGGCUCCCGCAGGCAAGCGGCGCGGCUCUUCCCCGGCCCACACCGGCCCCGUUUUCAGCGCCCUCCCCGCCCGUCCCGCGGCGGCAGACAGCGAGCUUCUCCCCGGGGCGGCAACCGGCUCUGCCCGAAGGAGCGCCAGGCGGCCGAUGCCCCUCCGAGCCCCCGCGGGAGCCGCUCCCGGCGGCCCCGCGGCAGAGGCGGAGGAGCAGAGCGGGGCCCUGCACGCGGCGCUCCGGGGCCUGGAUGGGCUGCCGGGGGCCCCUCCUGCGCUCCAGCGAGGUUCCGCCCGGCGUGGCCGAGCGCUUCAUCCUGAGCGGCUACCGCUGCCCCGGCUCCUCGGCUGCCCAGUGCCUCCUCUCCGCCUUCCGGCCCACCAACGAGACGGGCAACUUCUGGACCCACUUCGUGGCCCUCUUGGUCUUCGCCUUCUGCUUCCUGGAGCCCUUCCGGGCCCCCGGAGGACCCCUCCCCCCGGGGCCCCUGGAGCCUUUCUACUACCCGCUCUGGAGCUACUGCCUGGGCGUCUGCGGCCUCCUGGCGGCCAGCAGCAUGGCGCACCUCUUCAACGCCAUGUCGCUGCCCGUCCGGGAGAUCUGCUUCUACAUCGACUACGGUACCAUCAGCGCCUACACGGUGGGCGCCUCCUUGGCCUACUUCUACUACGUCAGUCCACCCGCAGCACCGGAGCCCGCCAAUCCCUCCUCGGGCUACCCAGAGGGUGCCAGCCAGCUGUGCGCCGUGGCCGGCCAUGCGGGCACCUGGUUUGAGACCCUGUAUGUGCCCGCUUCUUGCCUGGUGGCCCUCUUCUGCACCCUGGCCUGCUGCAGCACCCGCCGCCGGUGCCCCCGCCACCGGUACCUGCUCCGCACGCUCAUCUUCCUGCUGCCCUUCGUGGUGGUCUCCAUGCCAGUCUUCCAGAAGCUCUGGGGCCAGGGGGGCAGCCCGGGGACCGGCCACCUCUUCCUGCGCCACUGCCUCUGGCUGCUGGCCUCCGGGCUCUUCAACGUCAGCAAGGCCCCCGAGCGCUUCAGCCCCGGGAAGUUCGACAUCUGGGGCCACAGCCACCAGUGGUUCCACUGCUGCUCCUUCAUGAGCAUCCUGGAUGAGCUGCAUAUGAUCCGGGGGGAGAUGGAGCUGCUGGCGGAAGGGCCCCCCCUACUGUCCAGAGCCCCCACCUUCCUCUCCACCUUCGGGGUGAUGCUGCUGGCACUGGCGCUGCUUGCCACUAUUGUCGCCUGGUUCGGGGUUCGGGCACAUGGCAGCCACUACCGAGACCAGAGCAAAGCCCAGAAGGGGGACUGAGGAGGCAGACUCCCCGCCAGCUGCCAUCGGGGCUCCCGCCAUGUAAAACCUGAACCGAGAGGAGUUUCCUUUGGAACUCAAGCCCAUGAAAUGAAGAGAGGGGCAGAGUCCCCCCACUCCAAGAGGGGCAGAGCCAAGCAAGCAGGGCUGACCCAGGACUGCAGGAGGAGGAACAGGUGCGGCUUGCAAGAGGAAGGGCUGGGAGGACCAUUUGAGCCCGUCCCCCCUUUCCCUUCUCAGCUGGCAUGGCAGGGGAUCUCCCAAAAUAUAUGUGUGCAAACCGAGUGGCUCUCUUUCAUGCGCAGAAUGGGGACAUUGCUUAGGUUUUUUUCAGCGGGAGGGGGGAGUAAAAACUGCCGUGGAAACCUCAGCUGCCUUUUGCUUCUCCUGUGGCUUUUUCCAAAGGGCGGAUGCUCCAGGAUGGCCGUGGCU